CAACAAAACAUCAGGAGAGUGUUUCUACAUAUCACCGUACAACACAUAAACCUACAACAGUUUAUCCUACAAAGCCAAAAGCUACAGCAUCAAGGCACAAAACAAUCAAAACUACAACACAUCGACCUACAACGCCAAACCCUGCAACAAUUAAGCCUACACAACCUAAACAUACUGAUGUCGAAGCUACAACACUUAAACCUACAACGGUUCAAUAUACAACGCCUAAAUCUCCGUCUUUUAAACCUAAAACAGUCAAGCUUACAACGCCUAAACUUGCACCAACUCAACCAACAACAGUCAAAUAUACAACAUCAAAACCUAUAUCAGUAAACCCUACAACACCAAAACCUUCAUCAGGGAAUCCAACAACACCCAAACCUACAACAGUGCACCCAACAACACCCAAACCUAAAACAGUAACCCCUACAACACCAAAACCUUCAUCAGGGAACCCGACAACACCCAAACCUUCAUCAGAUAACCCAACAACAUCAAAACCUUCAUCAGAUAACCCAACAACACCCAAACCUAAAAAAGUAGACCAAACAACACCCAAACCUACAUCAAUAAACCCUACAACACCAAAACCUUCAUCAAGGAACCUUACAAGACCGAAACCUACAACAGUAAACCCAACAACACCCAAACCUACAAAUGUAGACCAAACAGCACCUAAAUCUUCAUCAGAGAACCCAACAACACCCAAACCUACAUCAUUAAACCCAACAACACUCAAACCCACAUCAGAGAACCCAACAACACCCAAACCUACUUCAGUCAACAAAACAACACCCAAACCUACAUCAGCAAACAAAACAACACCCAAACCUACAUCAGUAAACCCACCAACACCGAAACCUACAUCAGUAAACAAAACAACACUCAAACCUACAUCAGUCAACAAAACAACACCCAAACCUACAACA
Molecule: messenger RNA, 929 nt
Organism: Mizuhopecten yessoensis (Yesso scallop)
Lineage: Eukaryota; Metazoa; Mollusca; Bivalvia; Pectinida; Pectinidae
Product: salivary glue protein Sgs-3-like
Exons: 1
Source: RefSeq, a predicted model, not a curated record